Molecule: messenger RNA, 1342 nt
Organism: Vidua macroura (Pin-tailed whydah)
Lineage: Eukaryota; Metazoa; Chordata; Aves; Passeriformes; Viduidae
Gene: PROCR
Product: protein C receptor
Exons: 4
Coding region: 93-764 (223 amino acids)
Biological process (GO): negative regulation of coagulation
Molecular function (GO): signaling receptor activity
Source: RefSeq, a predicted model, not a curated record
GCGCGUCCCCAGCGGGUGCCCAGGCUGAGCUCCGAGCCGGGCCAGCCGCGGGGCCAGCAGCGCGUCCCCAGCGCGGGGGAACCGUCCCCACGAUGCUGCGGCUGCUGCUGCUCAGCGGGGCCCUGGGCUGCGCGGCGGAGCAGGCGGCUCCGCUCGCCUUCACCAUGCUCCAGCUGACCCGCGUCUACAUGGGCAAUUCCAUCUUCCGGGGGAACGCCAGCCUGAAUGGGCAGCUCAGCCAUCUCCUGGAAGAGAAUAAUGUCACCCAGGUGCUCCCGCUGGAGCCUCCGGACGCCUGGGCCCGGCGGCAGAACGAGGUGAUCACCUACCUGAGGAACUUCAGGCAGCUGGUGAUGCUCUUCAACAAGGAGAGACCCACCAAGUUCACCCAUCACCUGUGCUGCCACCUCGGCUGCCGCCUCUACCCCAACGGGACCACUCAGAGCUUCUACGAGGUGACCCUCAACAGGACAGCGUUCCUCAGCUUCCACGUCCCCAGCGCCACCUGGGAGCGGCGCUGGCCCGGCGAGCUCCCGGUGGCCGCCUUCGCCCAGGAGCAGCUGAUGAAAUACCCCAUAACCACCCAGGACCUGCAGUAUUUCCUCAACACCACCUGUGUCAGCAUCCUGCAGGUCCAGAGCGCCAGGACAGGAAAAGUCAGCGGCCGAUCGCACACUCCGCUGGUCCUGGGGCUGGUCCUGGGAAGCCUCGGCCUGCUGGGCAUGGCCCUGGGCAUCUUCCUGUGCACGGGAGGGAGCUGCUAGCAUGGGCAGCUGUCCCAUGUCACCCCAUGGACACAGGGGACGGACCUGUCAUCUCCCCGUGCAUCCAUCACCACCCUGUGGAGGCAGGGGACAGACCCAUCAUCUCCCUGUAGAGUCAGAGAUGGAUCCAUCAUCUUCCCAAGGAUCCAGCAACUCUCCAUGGAUCCAUCAUCACCUUGGGGAGGAAGGGGCUGGAUCCAUCAUCCCUGCAUAGAGACAGAGGCUGGAUCCAUCAUCCUUCCGUGGAGGCAGGGACCAAGUCCAUCCCUGACAAGGGAUGCGUGUCCCCAGUGCCACAGGCUUUGCUCCCCAAGGACACCGGUGGCUUCCAGUCCUGUCCCAGCUGGACUGACCCCUCCAGCAGCCCCCAGCCCUGUGGACGGUCCUCACACUGGGCAAUGUACUGAGACUCCACACGGAAACACUGGGCACGGAUGGAAAAAUGUGGGGGGAGAGGCGUGGGGGGAAAGCAGCAGGAGAAACUGGUUAAAAGGAUGGCGUUAAACCCUCAUUCAUCCCUGUUCCAGUGGGGAUGGAGGGAGGAUGUCACACCUUGUGUAAUAAAAGCAUCCAUCAUC